AUGAAAUUAAGCACUAUCAGCUUGUGGAUUUUUCUGGCUAGCCAAGCUAGGGGCCAAUCAGUGAAAAUAAGAAUACCUGUCUGGGAUGCCUCUACUUUGUUUACUCGUCUUACCGGCAUUCAAAUCAAUCCGGGCAAUAACAAUAACCAGCGGCCACAGACUAGCAGUCAGCAGGAAAAUGAAUACAAUGACUAUCUAAACAACUUAAAUAACUAUUAUAAUAACUAUUGGGAAAAUGUAUACCAGAAUUCAGCUGGUUAUGACCCAUAUGGAAUCUAUGGACCAUAUGGACUUUAUGGGCCAUAUGGACUCUAUGGACAGUAUGAUCCCAACCAAUUUCAACAGCCGCCAGAAACAGCAUCUACAACAACUGUUUCCCCAACAACAUCUACAGCUUUACCUACCUCUACUAGCAGCCCAACAACAUCAACUGCUAUUCCGAGUUCAACUGGAACUCCAACUACAUCUACUGCACUGCCAACUUCAACAGACGAUCCAACGACAUUAUCUACAGAAAAUCCAAUUUGUACAGUGUAUCCUCAGCUGCCAGUUUGUCAAACGACAACAGAGGAUCCAACUACACCGAGCGCGAUUUCAAUAACUUCUACAACUACAGCCAUUUCCACAUCAACGACGGCAGCUUCCUCAACAACGACUUCUUCUCCAACCACUGAAGCAGUAUCAUCUUCCUCAACUACGGAUUUAACAACAUCGACAGCGCUUCCUACUUCUACGACUACUGAAGCAACAUCAUCUUCCUCGACUACGGAUUCAACAACAUCGACAGCGCUUCCUACUUCUACGACUACUGAAGCAACAUCAUCUUCCUCGACUACGGAUUUAACAACAUCGACAGCGCUUCCUACUUCUACGACUACUGAAGCAAUAUCAUCUUCCUCGACUACGGAUUCAACAACAUCGACAGCGCUUCCUACUUCUACGACUACUGAAGCAACAUCAUCUUCCUCGACUACGGAUUCAACAACAUCGACAGCGCUUCCUACUUCUACGACUACUGAAUCAACAUCAUCUUCCUCGACUACGGAUUCAACAACAUCGACAGCGCUUCCUACUUCUACGACUACUGAAGCAACAUCAUCUUCCUCGACUACGGAUUCAACAACAUCGACAGCGCUUCCUACUUCUACGACUACUGAAGCAACAUCAUCUUCCUCGACUACGGAUUCAACAACAUCGACAGCGCUUCCUACUUCUACGACUACUGAAGCAACAUCAUCUUCCUCGACUACGGAUUCAACAACAUCGACAGCGCUUCCUACUUCUACGACUACUGAAGCAAUAUCAUCUUCCUCGACUACGGAUUCAACAACAUCGACAGCGCUUCCUACUUAUACGACUACUGAAGCAACAUCAUCUUCCUCGACUACGGAUUCAACAACAUCGACAGCGCUUCCUACUUCUACGACUACUGAAGCAACAUCAUCUUCCUCGACUACGGAUUCAACAACAUCGACAGCGCUUCCAACUUCUACGACUACUGAAGCAAUAUCAUCUUCCUCGACUACGGAUUCAACAACAUCGACAGCGCUUCCUACUUCUACGACUACUGAAGCAACAUCAUCUUCCUCGACUACGGAUUCAACAACAUCGACAGCGCUUCCUACUUCUACGACUACUGAAGCAACAUCAUCUUCCUCGACUACGGAUUCAACAACAUCGACAGCGCUUCCUACUUCUACGACUUCUGAAUCAACAUCAUCUUCCUCGACUACGGAUUCAACAACAUCGACAGCGCUUCCUACUUCUACGACUACUGAAGCAACAUCAUCUUCCUCGACUACGGAUUCAACAACAUCGACAGCGCUUCCUACUUCUACGACUACUGAAGCAAUAUCAUCUUCCUCGACUACGGAUUUAACAACAUCGACAGCGCUUCCUACUUCUACGACUACUGAAGCAACUACUGAAGCAACAUCAUCUUCCUCGACUACGGAUUCAACAACAUCGACAGCGCUUCCUACUUCUACGACUACUGAAGCAACAUCAUCUUCCUCGACUACGGAUUCAACAACAUCGACAGCGCUUCCAACUUCUACGACUACUGAAGCAAUAUCAUCUUCCUCGACUACGGAUUCAACAACAUCGACAGCGCUUCCUACUUCUACGACUUCUGAAUCAACAUCAUCUUCCUCGACUACGGAUUCAACAACAUCGACAGCGCUUCCUACUUCUACGACUACUGAAGCAACAUCAUCUUCCUCGACUACGGAUUCAACAACAUCGACAGCGCUUCCUACUUCUACGACUACUGAAGCAAUAUCAUCUUCCUCGACUACGGAUUUAACAACAUCGACAGCGCUUCCUACUUCUACGACUACUGAAGCAACAUCAUCUUCCUCGACUACGGAUUCAACAACAUCGACAGCGCUUCCUACUUCUACGACUACUGAAGCAAUAUCAUCUUCCUCGACUACGGAUUCAACAACAUCGACAGCGCUUCCUACUUCUACGACUACUGAAUCAACUACUGAAGCAACAUCAUCUUCCUCGACUACGGAUUCAACAACAUCGACAGCGCUUCCUACUUCUACGACUGCUGAAGCAACAUCAUCUUCCUCGACUACGGAUUCAACAACAUCGACAGCGCUUCCUACUUCUACGACUACUGAAGCAACAUCAUCUUCCUCGACUACGGAUUUAACAACAUCGACAGCGCUUCCUACUUCUACGACUACUGAAUCGACAUCAUCGUCUUCGACUACGGAUUCAACAACAUCGACAGCGCUUCCUACUUCUACGACUACUGAAGCAACAUCAUCUUCCUCGACUACGGAUUCAACAACAUCGACAGCGCUUCCUACUUCUACGACUACUGAAGCAAUAUCAUCUUCCUCGACUACGGAUUCAACAACAUCGACAGCGCUUCCUACUUCUACGACUACUGAAUCAACAUCAUCUUCCUCGACUACGGAUUCAACAACAUCGACAGCGCUUCCUACUUCUACGACUACUGAAGCAAUAUCAUCUUCCUCGACUACGGAUUUAACAACAUCGACAGCGCUUCCUACUUCUACGACUACUGAAGCAACAUCAUCUUCCUCGACUACGGAUUCAACAACAUCGACAGCGCUUCCUACUUCUACGACUACUGAAGCAAUAUCAUCUUCCUCGACUACGGAUUCAACAACAUCGACAGCGCUUCCUACUUCUACGACUACUGAAUCAACAUCAUCUUCCUCGACUACGGAUUCAACAACAUCGACAGCGCUUCCUACUUCUUCGACUACUGAAGCAAUAUCAGCUUCCUCGACUACGGAUUCAACAACAUCGACAGCGCUUCCUACUUCUACGACUACUGAAGCAACAUCAUCUUCCUCGACUACGGAUUCAACAACAUCGACAGAUUCUACAACGACAGAAAAUUCUCUUUGCUUACAGUAUCCGCAACUUCCAAUUUGUCAAACAGCAAAAGCUGCACAUUUUAAGGAAACGGUAUCAAAAAAACCGGAAUUUUCUGAAAUCACUGAAUCAGGCACGGUUUUCAAGCCAGAGCAACAGUUAUUGAUCACAUCAAAACCUCAGUCUGUGACAUCGCUUUGUUUCUUUUAUCCUCGCCUGUGCUCGAAACCGGAGGAAGCUCAAUUUGUGCGUCUAGCUGAUGAAAAUCGAAAACCUUUGCUGUUGAUAUCAUCAGUUGAAGGAAGAUCUCAUAAUCAAUAUCAACCUGCCUUAUGGCGAGCCAUGAGAAGAGCCAUCACAAACCACAAAAAAUAA
Molecule: messenger RNA, 3735 nt
Organism: Drosophila kikkawai
Lineage: Eukaryota; Metazoa; Arthropoda; Insecta; Diptera; Drosophilidae
Product: mucin-2
Source: RefSeq, a predicted model, not a curated record